Molecule: messenger RNA, 1359 nt
Organism: Cuscuta campestris
Lineage: Eukaryota; Viridiplantae; Streptophyta; Magnoliopsida; Solanales; Convolvulaceae
Source: the annotation of a GenBank genome assembly
ACAAGGCCACAAUAAUUCUUCAACCCUUCCACCAAGUUGAAAUCCGUACUCAUUUGCCUACAUUAAAGCCACUAGAAAACUCCCCGACAAAAGCCCGACUGUAUUUCCAUCCCGCCGUCCGACUCAUUUCCCGGCGGCGCCUCCGAUGGAUUCCUCCCCUCCUCUCCGCCCUCCUCCCAUCUGGGUCGCCGAUUCCCUAUUCGGGUUUUCUGACACAUCGUCCUCCGGCAUCAGCACGCCCUUCGGGUCUCUCGACUCGACCCGAACCGAAACAGAGAGCGACGACGAAGAAGAUUACGGCGACGGCGCUGAAGACUUCCUCGCCGAGUUGACUCGCCAGGUCGCCGGUUUCACGCUUCAAGGCGAGGACGACGACGAAGAGGAAGAAGACCCGAGUAUUGUUCUUCAAGACCACCCCACCGAGCCCAGAGAGGCCCUCAAACCUUCGGCGAGAAAGAAACAGAGCAGCCCCGCUCCGGGAAGAAGGCGAGUCGAGAAAGGCGAUUCGACUCAGCAGCGAGUUGAGCACGGGGCGGAGCAGAAGAAGGGAAAAAGAAGAGGAAGCGGCGGAAGGUCCCAGGCGUUGAAAUCCAGGUCGGGUAUGCAAGCGGUUUUCCUUGGCGGGUCGGGUUAUGCAACCGGCGGUGCCUCCAGUAGCAGUGGGACCGGCGUUUUCCUCCCCCGCGGAAUCAGCAACCACCGCUGCCCAACGGAAUGUAAGAGGAAAUCAGGUUGUUCAACGGUUCUAAUCCCAACCAGAGUGUUGCAAGUUCUACAGCUCCACCACAGCAACAACAAGUCCCAAUCAAAUACCCGUGCUGCCCCUCACCUUCUCCCCUCCAAUGAGCAUUAUUCUCUUUCGAAAAGAGAGCAAGUUUCGGAUAUCCAAACGUGCCCGGAAUCGGACGAGCAGGAGAUGCCGCAGCUGCCACAAGAAUGGACUUACUAAUGUCGCGGGGGGUUUAAGGUUAAAAAAUUGGUGUACAUAAUAAUAAUAAUAAUAAUAAUAAUAAUAAUAAUAAUAAUAAUAAAUAUAUAUUCAAUUUGGUAGAAAUAAAUAAAUAAAUAAUAAGGGAAAAUAAAGUCGGGAUUUGAAAGUGUAUAAUGGAUCAAAUCUCUGGCUCCCCCGUUUGCUUGUUUUUCUUCUUCUUUCUCGAUUAGGUGAAAGUAAUAAGGAUGAUGAUAUUGAUGAGGGUCAAUGGUGGUCCAAAAUAAAUAUGAAUAUUAUUCUGCUUCGAUUUAAUUUGUGGAAUUAGAAUGUGACAUAUUAUUUGUGUUUCUGCUUCUCCCAGCAUUUAUCACCCAAUGCGUUGCAUAUAAUUUGUUGCACAAAAUUAGCAAUAAACUUUAUUCACUGAU